AUGGAAAGUCAAAAAAAUAAUGGCGGAGAUGCUUUGACCAACUGGAUCAAUGUUGGUGAUGUGAAAAUCAAAUUUGUGAAGAAUUAUACGAAUUUGCCCUCGAUCAAGCUGAAGCAUGCCAUCCACUUCGCUGCUUGUACUUACUCCGGUCCUCUCGCACUGGCAUUUUCGAAUUCUGAAACGUCAUGGUUCAUUGAUAUUGUCAUGAGUGGAGGAAGGUAUUUGAAGCAGAAGCUUGAGGUACCGGACGUGUUUGCUAUGGAUUGGACCAAAGGACACCGACUUGUCGUCAUAGAUCGUCGAGGAAAUGCUUCGCUGUUCUCUGCAUUGGGAGAACGUGUGUCCGAGUUCCACUUUGGAAAUGGAGUCAGAGAGGUGCGUGAAGUACGAGUAUUUCCUACUGCACGUGAUUCGGGGAUAGCGAUCUUGGACGAUCAAGCGAGAAUAUUCGUGGUGAACUCUGUCAACGAACCAAUUGUUUGGAGUAUGCAGAACUCUGGGAGACAGUACCCUAACGCUUGGACGGUGCUGCAGCCGCGCUCACAGCUUACCCAAGUGAUUGUAGCUGUUGGGACACAGUUCUUCUCAGGAUGUCAAGGAGAACAGCUGAGUGUCGUGGAAACACCGUUUUCGGAAUCUGAUGGGCAAUAUGCGCGGAUGGCAGUAAGUGCUGAUCAUUCCAUGAUUGCACUAUACCACUCUUCCAGAGUAAUUCAGGUAGUGUCGGCGGAUUUAUCACGACAAAUAUCACGAAUUGUUGUGCCCGGUGAAGAGUCAAUUUUCCGCUUUGGUUGGGUUGGACAAGACGCACUAUUUCUUCAGAGAACUCCACUUUUUGUGCAAUUCUUCAGUAUUUUGGACGAGAAUGCCCACUACGAAUUUGCAGGUGAUGAGCGCGCUGUUCUGGGAGUAGCAUCGGCUUCAGAUGGUGCUUUACUGUACGAAGCGGCACAAUGGCUGAACACCAACAAAAGCCAUCAGUCAUACGAGUACGCUAUGCAGAUUCGUGAUCUAUCGCUGGCUAUUGAGCAGUGCAUCUCCACGGCGUCAUCAGCGUGGUCCCCGGAACUACAGAAGGCUUUAUUAAAGGCUGCCCAUUUUGGUAUGGCCUUCUCUAAUGGCUAUGACUCUAACCGGUUUGCUCGAUUCCUUCGAGAGCUGAGGGUUCUAAAUGAAGUACAUCGUGGACGGAUAGGCAUGCCUAUCACUUACUCCCACUUGCAAACCAAGUUCACAGAGAUUGGUGUCGAAUCCGAUGGAAUCAAACUCUACACGGAAGGAGCAAUGGAGUUCGUGAGCACAGUGUCUCGUGAUGAGCGCGCUGUUCUGGGAGUAGCAUCGGCUUCAGAUGGUGCUUUACUGUACGAAGCGGCACAAUGGCUGAACACCAACAAAAGCCAUCAGUCAUACGAGUACGCUAUGCAGAUUCGUGAUCUAUCGCUGGCUAUUGAGCAGUGCAUCUCCACGGCGUCAUCAGCGUGGUCCCCGGAACUACAGAAGGCUUUAUUAAAGGCUGCCCAUUUUGGUAUGGCCUUCUCUAAUGGCUAUGACUCUAACCGGUUUGCUCGAUUCCUUCGAGAGCUGAGGGUUCUAAAUGAAGUACAUCGUGGACGGAUAGGCAUGCCUAUCACUUACUCCCAAUUUCAAGAACUAGGAGAGUCUUGCUUAAUUAAUCGUCUGAUUGACAUUGGUGCUUAUGGACUGACGGCAGAAAUAUGUUCAUGGUUAAAGAGAGAUCAACAAGAGGGAAUCGACCGCGUCUUACUAGAAUGGGUGCGACGAACAAUCAAUAAAGCGGCGUCCUCAUCAAAUAUAUCUGAACUCAAUAUGCAGGCGUUGGAUGAGAAAAUCGCCAAGAAACUGAUGUGUUAUCCCCAUAUGCGGCUAAGACGUUGCGAUUGCGAUGCCAAACACAUUCUCGGAAGUUGGCGCGGCUCGAUGCUUGAUCGCACAAGGGAGAAAGAUGACUCGAAGCAGGUUCAAGUGUUGUUGCAACUAGGCGAUAUUCAAGAGGCUUUGACUCGAGCAGCAGCAGCACAACGCCCGCAGUUGAUGCACCAAGUUGUACGGCACCUCAUGAAAGGACAAAAGCGAGCCGAGUACGAGCUGGCCAUCCGUAAAAUACCACUUACCUCUUAUACUGCGAAGAAAAGUGAUGUGGAUCCGGUAAAAUGA
Molecule: messenger RNA, 2175 nt
Organism: Cooperia oncophora
Lineage: Eukaryota; Metazoa; Nematoda; Chromadorea; Rhabditida; Trichostrongylidae
Source: the annotation of a GenBank genome assembly